Molecule: messenger RNA, 1899 nt
Organism: Mugil cephalus (flathead mullet)
Lineage: Eukaryota; Metazoa; Chordata; Actinopteri; Mugiliformes; Mugilidae
Gene: echdc1
Product: enoyl CoA hydratase domain containing 1
Exons: 7
Coding region: 124-1059 (311 amino acids)
Biological process (GO): fatty acid beta-oxidation
Cellular component (GO): cytosol
Molecular function (GO): enoyl-CoA hydratase activity
Source: RefSeq, a predicted model, not a curated record
AAAACAUUUUGCGAAAUAUAUGGAGCUAUUCUGCUGCUCGUUGUACGCGUUAGAGCUACGAAGAUUUAAACAUUAAUUACUUCACUGCAAAGCAAAAGAACUAAUUCAAAACUUUGUAACAAGAUGGUCCUCUGUGCACUGAGGCGACGUCUCCUGAGGAGCACCAGCCGCUGUGGACUCUGGACCAGGCUGCUGCAGACACAGAGCAGUGGCUGUGUUUACUCCAGCAUCCAUGGCUUCAACCAGGAGGAGAUCAGAGAGAAGCUGCAGGCCUUUCCUGGAGGCUCCGUCGAUCUGUUGAAACAGGACUCUGGCAUAGCUGUGCUGACCAUCAACAACCCGUCUCGCAUGAAUGCUUUCUCCGGGAGUAUGAUGGUGGAUCUGGAGGACAGGGUGACCCAGCUGGAAAACUGGACAGACGGCAAAGGCCUCAUUGUUCAUGGUGCUGCUGAAACGUUCUGCUCUGGGUCAGAUCUCAACGCUGUGCGGGCAAUAUCUAACCCACAGGAUGGGAUGAAAAUGUGUAUGUUCAUGCAGAAUGCUCUUACACGUUUGCUCAGGCUGCCUCUCAUCUCUGUCGCUGUGGUGGAGGGGAGAGCGCUGGGAGGAGGCGCAGAACUCACCACUGCCUGUGAUUUCAGAUUGAUGGCACCAGGCAGCGUGAUCCAGUUCGUCCAUAAACACAUGGGUCUGGUUCCAGGCUGGGGUGGUGCCGCAAGACUUGUCCACAUUGUCGGAAGCCAGAACGCUCUGAAACUGCUCGGCGGCGCUGUCAAAGUGGACCCUGAACUUGGCCUGCACAUCAGACUGGCAGAUGGAGUCCUGGAGGCCUGUCAGGAAGAAGGAGCUGCAGGCGCUGUUUUACAGCAGGCCGAAAACUGGCUCAGUCGAUACACGAAAGGACCUGCUCCUGUGAUUCAGGCUGUGAAGAAAGUAGUGUUGUCAGGAAGAGAGCUCCCCCUGUCAGAGGCUCUGAGGACUGAGAAGGAUGUAUUUGGGACGGUGUGGGGCGGGCCGGCUAACCUGCAGGCUCUGGCCAGCAAGUCCAAACACAAAUGACCUGGUUUGAAUUUCUCUAAGAACGGCUCAGGUCACCAGAGAGAAACUGAGAUGCUGGUUAAAGCUGUUUUAUAAAGUGCCACACAGAACUGUUAAAGUACGCUGGCUGCUUUAUUGUCUCAAGAACACUGUUGAUGAGAAAUCACUCAUUGUAACAUUCUGUAUUUUGUCUGACAUCUCUAGGGUGUGUGACGUAUUCCAGUUAUUCACAUGUGUGGGAGACGAGAUGCAAAUAUAUAAACACACUCACUAGAAAUGACUAAUACUGUAAAUAAGAGUAUUUUGUUCCUUUUGUUUUAGAUUUUAGAAACUGAUUCUAGUUACAUGUUGCUGACGUAAAAUCAUUUUCCUUCACUGUAUAGUCUGACCCUGUAAAUUAGGGCUUGUUUCAUCCAGACUUUAAGAAGAACAAAAAAAGACAAAACAUGGCAUUACAUUUGUCUAAAUCCUCCGUCUGGGUCAAACAAAUGAGGUCUGUCUUGCUCCCACGUCUCCUGGCAGUCUGAUUAUGGUAAUGUUUAGAUAAUUUCAGGCUUACGGUCUAACUGAAGCAGACGGACACUGAUGAGGUAUAACGAGCGUGAGGUAUCAGCAUCUGUCAGCAGACCUGGGAGUAAUGCUGCUGUACAGCUUUCCUCUUUCACCUGCCGUGUUUUGUUAGCUCAGCUGUUCUUUCAGAUUCCUCUGAGCUCACAAUGCCGUGACUCUCCCUGUCAGGUCCUGUAAGUAUCGGACACGAUCCGUCUGAUUUUGUACUUUGCUCUGUGUUUCUCAUUUCUACAUGGACGACACUGAAAAUUGCUGAAGCACUGGGCCUCAUUAAAAUGAAGUGCGUCACCA